CCGAGGGGUGUGUGUGUGACACGAGCCUUCAUAUUCCCCUGUCGUGAAGCUGAAAACUCUUAGAACAGCAAGACGUCAAGCGGACAAAACCAAAAACAGACAAGAAAAGCCAGCGAGAGAGGGAGAUGAAGACCUUCAUGAGCCAAAGUCAGCCCGCGCAGCGCGGAGCCGCUGGCAGCCCGCACAGCCUCAGCAGCAGCAGCAGCGCCGUGAGUCCACUCAGCACGGCCAGCAUCACCCUAGCUGCCCUGCUCAUCCUCACCAUCCCAACCUGCAACAGUGCUCCGGCAGAACUUCAGCAAGCCACAACAGAUCAGAUGCAGCUAUUUAGCCAGAUAGAUGCUGUGUGCUCAUCCUACCUCUCUGCAGACCCGAAGUUUUGGGCAUCUGAUGUCUUAGGAGAACUCUGUGUCUUGAUGCUGGUUCAGAAGUCAAAGGAGUUGAAAGUGCGAGAAAAUAGUAAAAGGACCCCUGUGUCACACCCUCUCCUGCAUCUAGUUUCUCAACUCCAUACCAGAGGAGAGAAAGGACUCUCAAUGCACGCCGAACUCCAGGGACCUGGGGGAAUCCAGAGUAGAGGUUACUUCCUCUAUCGGCCAAGAAAUGGGAGACGAUCCUUAGAAUAUGAGUAAAUUAAAGAGACUCAACCUCAGAAGAUUAGUGUACAGACAACACAGACCCUGAGACCAGAGCUGCUGCACCACGACUGAGUGAUCUAGACUUCAACCACAGCCCUCUGCCACUGCUGUUUAGUGAAAGAAUAUGAUUAAAGUACUAUCCAUUUGUCCAGAUUUUAUUAUAUGUUUUAUGUGUGUCAUUUGCAUUAAAACUGCUAUAAUGUGGCCAGGUCUAGUUGUGUAAGUUUGAUUUGCCUACACAUUAUGAAUACUAGUUACUGUAUGCAUGAACAAAUGCAGAUACAUACAUAUCUUAAAAACUUUUGCCUGUUGUACACUGAAAUUAAAACCACUUAAGGAAUA
Molecule: messenger RNA, 980 nt
Organism: Scatophagus argus
Lineage: Eukaryota; Metazoa; Chordata; Actinopteri; Scatophagidae
Gene: nmu
Product: neuromedin U
Exons: 9
Coding region: 126-632 (168 amino acids)
Biological process (GO): regulation of smooth muscle contraction
Molecular function (GO): neuromedin U receptor binding
Source: RefSeq, a predicted model, not a curated record